AUGGGAGACUUGUCAAGGGAUGAUCUUACAAAUACGCUUCGAAUACUUGUUGCAACGGAUUGCCAUUUGGGGUACAUGGAGAAGGAUGAGAUACGGCGGCAUGAUUCUUUUCAGGCGUUCGAAGAGAUAUGCUCCAUAGCUGACCAAAAGAAGGUGGACUUCUUACUCCUCGGAGGUGAUCUUUUCCAUGAGAAUAAGCCCUCAAGGUCAACAUUAGUUAAGGCCAUUGAGAUUCUUCGUCGUCAUUGCCUCAAUGAUCAACCAGUGCAGUUCCAAGUUGUUAGUGAUCAGACUGUGAAUUUUGCAAAUGUAUUUGGCCAUGUAAAUUAUGAAGAUCCGCAUUUCAAUGUUGGCUUGCCAGUAUUCAGUAUUCAUGGAAAUCAUGAUGAUCCUGCUGGAGUGGACAACCUUUCUGCCGUAGAUAUUCUUUCAGCAUGCAAUCUUGUGAACUAUUUUGGAAAAAUGGCUCUUGAGGGUUCUGGGGUGGGUCAGAUCACGCUUUACCCCAUCCUUAUCAGGAAGGGUUCAACAGCUGUGGCUCUCUAUGGUCUUGGGAACAUUAGGGAUGAACGGCUUAAUAGAAUGUUUCAGACACCACAUGCUGUACAGUGGAUGAGACCUGAAGCGCAAGAAGGCUGUCAAGUGUCAGACUGGUUCAACAUUUUGGUACUUCAUCAGAACAGAGUUAAGACAAACCCAAAAAAUGCUAUAAAUGAACAUUUUCUACCAAGGUUCCUGGACUUCAUAGUGUGGGGCCAUGAACAUGAAUGCCUUAUUGAUCCUCAGGAAGUUCCAGGGAUGGGAUUUCACGUAACGCAGCCAGGGUCUUCAGUUGCAACAUCACUGAUUGAUGGAGAAUCAAAGCCAAAACAUGUGCUGCUUCUAGAAAUUAAGGGAAAUCAAUAUCGCCCAACCAAGAUACCUUUGACUUCUGUGAGGCCUUUUGAAUAUACCGAGAUUAUAUUAAAGGAUGAAUCUGACAUUGAUCCCAAUGAUCAGAAUUCAAUUCUGGAACAUUUAGACAAAGUGGUCAGAAGCCUGAUAGAGAAAUCUAGCAAAAAGACUGUAAGCAGAUCAGAGCUCAAGCUUCCUUUAGUCCGAAUAAAGGUAGAUUACUCUGGAUUUAUGACAAUAAAUCCUCAAAGAUUUGGACAGAAGUAUGUGGGAAAGGUUGCAAAUCCUCAAGACAUACUUAUUUUCUCAAAGACUUCUAAGAAGGGACGGAAUGAAGCUAAAAUUGAUGACAGUGAACGCCUUCGCCCAGAAGAACUAAAUCAACAAAAUAUAGAGGCUUUAGUUGCUGAAAAUAAUCUGAAGGAUGGCUUUAGUGGUUCCAUAGAUGAGAGGUCCCAACCUACUACUAAAUUGAACUCCAUAAAGCUGAAUGAUGAUAGAAAUAUCUUAGAAUCAGUCAUAUUGCAUUUUAUUCUGAAAAUGGAGAUUCUUCCGGUCAAUGAUUUGGAUGUUGCAUUGCACAAUUUUGUUAGCAAAGAUGAAAAAAUGGCUUUCUAUACUUGUGUGCAGUAUAAUAUUCAAGAAACACGUAGCAAAAUUGCAAAAGAUUCAGAUGCAGUGAAGUUUGAAGAGGAAGAUCUAAUUCUUAAAGAACGUGUCAAGGAAAGGUCCGUACGCUCUAUAGAUGCUGCACAGUCCAUGGAGGAUUUUAGAAGUACUAGUGCAGGUGUUGGAAGUGCAGUUUCAUUUAGUGACGAGGAAGAUGCUGCCCAGAUAUCUGGCUCAACAUCUACUGCUAGAGGCCGGAAAGGGUCAAGAGUAGGUUCUAGGUCUUCUCGUGAUGUGUCAGAAACUGGUAAAGGUAAAACUCCUGCAAGAGGAAGGGGAAGGGGUAGGGGCAGAGGCUCAAGUAACUUGAAGCAGACAACUCUUGAUGUAACUCUAGGGUUUCGCCAGUCUCAGAGAUCUGCAUCAGUGGCUGCAGCAACUGCGGUGAGAAGUAUGGCUGAGGAUGAAAAUGUUGAUUCAGCUUCAAGUGAAGAUGCAGAGAAACUUGGAAUUAAUGAGGUGGCUGAUAGUUCGGAUGAUGAUGAGAACAUCCAAGUAAAAGGGAGAAAAAGAGCUGCUCCAAGGGGAAGAGGCAGAGGUGCUACACCAUCAAAGCGGGGAAGAAAGUCAGAGAACUCUGCCCUUCAGAGGAUGCUCAUGAACAAGGAUGAUGACGAUGAUGACGAUGAUGUGCCUAAGAGAUUAAACAAGUCUCAACCUCGGGUAACAAGGAAUUAUGGUGCUUUAAGAAGGUAA
Molecule: messenger RNA, 2259 nt
Organism: Dovyalis caffra
Lineage: Eukaryota; Viridiplantae; Streptophyta; Magnoliopsida; Malpighiales; Salicaceae
Source: the annotation of a GenBank genome assembly